Molecule: messenger RNA, 3495 nt
Organism: Amborella trichopoda
Lineage: Eukaryota; Viridiplantae; Streptophyta; Magnoliopsida; Amborellales; Amborellaceae
Product: Pentatricopeptide repeat (PPR) superfamily protein
Molecular function (GO): protein binding
Source: RefSeq, a predicted model, not a curated record
UGGCUCAAAGGAGUCUGUGAGCGUCGUUCCUGAGGUGGGGCUUCGGUUAAGUGAGGAGCUUGUAUUGUUCCAAAUCUCAAACGGACAUGGCUCUCAACUCUCCACGCCAAACCCAUUUAUGUGCUUUUAAAACCAAAUAAUUCAUUCUAUUUCAAUCUAUUUCAUGCUGAAAUCGAUUCAGUUGUCUACUUCCGAUAAAUUCGUAUAAAAUAGUAGAAAUCAGGGGCCUAUUUCAUAACAUUUUGGUUAUGGGAACUCAUUCAGUCUCGUUUAUUUCUUGGAGAAUGAUUUCUAGAACUUCAUGAUAUCACGCCUAUAAUGGGUUUUUGAGAGCCAUUUCCUGGCUUUUCAGUUUAAAAUGGAGGAAAUCGGAGACCCAUUUUUUUUUUCAGAAAGCUUCUCGGUUUUAGGCUCUCAGUAAUGGCAAAAGAGCGCAGGAAGAGGAGGAAGAAGGAACCAGGCCUCCACUCACUUCUCCUUUCUUUCUCACCAUGAUGAGAUUUUUGACCAGGAGUUACUUACCAGCCUCCAAACCCCACAUCCUGGUAUGUGCCCACACCCUCAUUUUUUUCUCUUUCUACACCAAUGCCAUUAAAUCUUGUCUGAACCCACAACCCACUGAAACUCAACGUGUAUCAGGCACCAGUGAAACCCAACUCGUGCAAUUCAUUUUUAGAACGCUCAAUAAUAAUACCAGUGAUCUAAAACUUGGGUUUCGCAAGUUAUUGAAGUAUAAAUCUCUGAUUGUAAAACCAUCUAUUUUUUUAGGGGUUCUCAAUACUAUUCGUGAUCAACCUAAACUUGCUUUGCAUUUCUUUUACUGGACUGAGCGUCUCCCUGGAUUCGAAUGCUCUGCCAUUGUGUUGUGCUCCAUUCUUAAUAUUCUUGCUCAGUCAGGGCGAAUGAAAUCUGCGUAUCGUGUUAUUGAAAAUGUAAUUCAGCACAAUGGUGACAAACUACCUGAAUUUUUGAUGAAUGGGUUUGUUUGCUCGGAAUCCUCCAUUAAACUUCUUAAUGUACUUCUUUUGAUUUAUGCACAAAAAGGCAUGGUGGAACAAUCUGUAACAACUUUUUACAGCAUGGUGGGAAAUGGCUUCUUGCCUGAUGUUCGAAAUUGUAACCGUAUUCUUCGGAUGCUUAGAGAUGGGAAUUUGGUAGAUAAGGCUAGAGAGAUUUAUAGAGAGAUGAUAAGGGUUGGGAUCAGCCCCACUGUUGUCACUUUUAAUACACUUUUGGAUUCCUUUUGUAAAGAGGGUAAGGUUCAAGAGGCCCUUGAUCUUUUAUCAGAGAUGCAGGAGAAAGGGUGCAUGCCUAGUGAUGUUACUUAUAAUGUAUUGAUCAAUGGGUUAUCCAAGGUAGGCAAAAUGGACAAGGCUGUGGAGUUGGUUACAGAGAUGCAAAUUCAUGGGUUGGCUGUAUCCAAUUACACUUACAAUCCUUUGAUAUAUGGGUACUGCAUUGGAGGAAAUCUCAGAAAUGCUUUCAAAUUCUUCAAUGAGAUGAUAAGCAAUGGGGUUUCCCCCACUAUCACCACCUAUAACACCUUAAUCAAUGGGCUCUGCAAGAAAGGGAGGUUGGAAGAAGCAAGGUCGCAAUUUGAUGGGAUUUUGAGCAAUAAUUUAACUCCUGAUAUAAUUUCUUUUAACAGUCUGAUAUAUGGGUACUGUCACGAAAAAAAAUUAGAGGAGGCCUUCUGGUUGUUUGAUGAAUUAAGAAGGAAACAUCUCAUGCCCACAAUUAUAACCUAUAACACUCUCAUCUAUGGCCUCUGCCAAGUUGGGGCCUUGGAGGAGGCUAAAAGAGUGAUGCAUGAGAUGGUCAUUGGGGGGUGUUUUCCUGAUACUCUUACAUAUACGGUUCUUAUAAAUGGGUACUCCAAAGCUGGUGAUUUGAUUAUGGCAAGGAAGUUUUUUGAUGAGAUGGUUGGUAAUGGAAUGCAUCCCGAUUGUUAUGCAUACACUACUCUAAUUGAUGGUGAGAUUAGGUCAGGCUUUGUGGCCCAAGCUUUCCACUUAAAGGAUGAGAUGGUUGAGAAGGGAAUCUCGCCAAAUGGAAUUACAUAUAAUGUAUUGUUAGGUGGUGUUUGCAGGUGGGGUAGUUUACAUGAAGCAUAUGGACUUUUGCAAAAGAUGGUGCAAGAUGGUUUUGUUCCAGAUUCUGUGGCAUAUACUUCACUAAUUUGGGGAAACUGCCAAAAAGGGGAGCUUAGAGAAGCGAGGGAGCUCUUUGGCGAAAUGAAGUGGAGGGGAUUAUCCCCAUCCAUUGUUACUUACACGGUAUUGAUCCAUGCUCAUGCGGCUGAAGGUAGGCUAUAUAUGGCCUUUAGAUUUUUCUUUGAGAUGAUUGAGAGUGGGUUAUCACCAAAUGAAAUCACUUACAAUGCUUUGAUAAAUGGUCUUUGCAAAGAGGGACGCAUAGACCAGGCUUAUAGCCUCUUCUAUGAGAUGGAAGGAAAGGGAUUAUCCCCCAAUAAAUACACUUAUACUUUGUUGAUGGAUGAGAAUUGCAACAUGGGUAAUUGGCAGGAAGCUAUUAGAUUGUAUGCCGAAAUGUUGGGGAGAGGUCUUGAGCCUGAUUCUUGUACUCAUGCUGUAUUGUUUAAGCGAUUAAGAAAGGACCACAAAAUCCAUGCUAUUCGGGUUUUGGUGAAUGAAGUUCUCAGUAGUGAAAUGGUUGCCGAGAAAUUUUGUGAGGAGUGAUGAGUGGGGUGACUCUUCAAACCAUGACUAUAGCAACUUUUUGGCUGCUAUACUAAUGAAUAAGUUGAAUUUGAUGUAACAUUCCGCUUGUUAGCCUCUCAUUGGUUCGAGUGUUGCUCUUGUAUCAACAUUUGAAUCACUCCAUGAGGAGGUAUGGUUUGGAUAUCUUCGGUGCUUCAUGCCAAAUGGAGUAUCUUAAUGCUGCAAAUUUAAGGAUAUCCUUCCAUCUCUGAAAGUUUUCUCAACUCUUAUGCAUGCAUGUAGUGUGAUGUUUGAUGAUGUUGCAAAGAUUAUGUGCUUACUCUGAGGUUGGGGGUGACUGCUGGUUCUUGAGGGGCAUGAGGGGGCAAGAAAAAGAUGCAACUGUCAAAAACAUGAGCUAUGCUCCUGGGGAAAGGCAAUGAAGGAAUUCCACUUAGCAUCUGCUGCCUGCCUGGAUGAUGGAUGGUGGAUAAGUGUAGUGGGCAUGACGUUCAUGCUCAUGUGCAAUUACUUGUUGGCAUCUACUAUCAGGAAUGGAUGUUGGAUGGCUCUUAUUGAGUACCAUGUACCACACUCAGUUGGAUAAUGAUAUAUUCUUUUGACCUUUUUGUAAUACAAAUGCUGAGGGUGGUUUGAUUUGAUAAUCACAAUUGUGGAACAGUAGUAGAAUGUAGAAAAUAACUCGAGACUGAUAUUAUGAUCUAGGAUUACGAAAAGAACAACUGGGGGAGGGAAGGGUCUAGGCCCCACUAUUUUGUGUUAAAUGUAUUUUAGGACAGAAACAGCCUAACUAUUAUACCCAAAAGAUUGUACA